CGGCGCAGAAGAGAAAGAGCUGGAUGCUUUUAUUUAUAAACAAAAAGAUGGCCGAAACACAGGAGAUUCCGAUUGAUCGCAAACUUUCCGAGAUUUUCCAGGAGGCAUACGACCUGAUGGACACCCUCGACACCUGCUACGAUCCGACCAACAGCCCGGAAGUUCAGGCCAAAAUCAAAAAGUGCAUCGGCUUGUUCGAGGAUUCUACCCGUCUGGUCAGCUUGUGCGGACUGUUCAGCAAAAACGAAACGCAUGACGAGGUGGCCACGGACAAUCUGCGCUACUUCCUGCUGCCGUUCUUCCUCGCUCAGCUGACUCUGAAGCUUUGCAAUGCCCAGCGGAAGGAAAUCGUCGAAGUGGCGGAAGUUUACUACAAUGAUUUCCUGCGACGCUGCGAGGAUUACAAGCUGUGCGAUAAGCCAGAGGCGGUCCUAGUUUUAGACCACAGCGCACAUGAAGGUGAUAAGUUCCAGGAAUUAACUCGCAUGGCCCAGGAGCGCAACGCAAAGUUGAGAAAGUAUCAGGAAAAGAAGGAACUGGACGAUCAGAUUAAGAAGCUGAAGAUCGCAAUGGAAAAGGAACACGUGGAUGAGGAGGUGAAACGUGAAUUCUACAUGAAGCUGUUGAACUCCUGCAUCAUGGAAGCGCACGAGGAGUUGGUCAGUAUUAGCCAGGAGAAGCAGAUUCUGGAGCACAUUGCCGUGAUGCGAAGGAACAGCGGAGGGGAUGACGCUCACAAAAUGCAUCCCCCGAAGGGUCCCGCCCCGAGACCGCUGAAGCCGAUAAUAAUCACGAAGGAUGCGGUGCAGAAGGCGGUCUUCGGUUUGGGUUAUCCAAGUAUGCCAACGAUGACGGUGGCGGAGUUUUACGAACAGCGCGUGGCCGAAGGGAUAUUCCCGGAUGCCGAGCGCAUGAAGGAGAUCAACAAGAACAGUCUGAUGAAUCGCGUCUAUCAGGAUAACGAAGCGGAGCAAGAUAAGGAGGAUGAGGAAAAGGAAAAAAUGAUCGAGGAAGAUGAUGAGGAAUAUUUGGCCCGGCAGCGUGCAAAAGACGAAUUCAAAGAUGAUCAUCGUCGCGGUUACGGCAAUCGUUACAAUCGAAGCUAAAUUUUACAAAACCAACAGAGUUUACCAUAUAUCAAAUCAUAGAUGUGACGGAAUUUGCGUCGCACACGUCAAAUCGUCGAUUGAAGCACGAACUAAUUUGUGGGGUUUUGCGUGUCUUUGUUAGCAAUAAUCGUGAAAUAUAAAACUGAGUGUUUUCAAUCGUCUACAAGUAUGGUAGCUGUUGUCUUUUAGAUUCGGUUAUUAAAGUCUCUUUUUUUAUGCAUACCCAUA
Molecule: messenger RNA, 1337 nt
Organism: Aedes aegypti (yellow fever mosquito)
Lineage: Eukaryota; Metazoa; Arthropoda; Insecta; Diptera; Culicidae
Gene: Tap42
Product: immunoglobulin-binding protein 1
Exons: 4
Coding region: 24-1106 (360 amino acids)
Biological process (GO): regulation of signal transduction; regulation of dephosphorylation
Cellular component (GO): cytosol
Molecular function (GO): protein phosphatase 2A binding
Source: RefSeq, a predicted model, not a curated record